AUGGUGCCGAAUUUGGACUUGGAAACUGCGAUACAGAUAAUAUCCUCACUGGAGAGCCAGCUCAAUGAGAUUGAGACUGCCACCAGGGAGUACGAAAACGAUUUGGAGCAGGUCAUCUCAAACCUGAAAAAGGAGCUCUUGGAAAGCCACACGCAACAAAAGUCCAGUAAAAAGCAAAUAACCGGCUUGGAGAUACAGGUGGACGAGUUGGAAAAUGAAAAUAUUCAACUGAGAAACAGGAUAGAAACACUGCAGCUGGAGAGUGACCGACGACUAGAACGCAACGUUCUGCUGGAACACGAGUUGCUCGACACCAAGGACGCUUUGCAAAGACUGAAAGUGAACAAGGAAGAAAGCACCGCCGGCGAGACCAAAAGAAACACCGGCCCAUUGCCCACCCAAAAUAAAAAAAUGAAACUGUUCAAAGACACCAUUAAAGUCUCCACCACCUGCUCCACGCUGUAUUUACAAAACAUGACGAAAAGCAACGCCGUCAUGAACCACUGUAACAUCCCGAAUACCCAGAUAACGCAAUCCACUGUAAUAGCAACAACAUCGUCCGUUUAA
Saccharomyces eubayanus is the source of this 567-nucleotide messenger RNA. It is a transcript of the gene NDL1, whose product is annotated as Ndl1p. The record is from RefSeq and is a predicted model, not a curated record. The coding region runs from base 1 to 567 and encodes 188 amino acids. Lineage: Eukaryota; Fungi; Ascomycota; Saccharomycetes; Saccharomycetales; Saccharomycetaceae. The transcript has a single exon.